This is a messenger RNA of Dermatophagoides farinae (American house dust mite), 1159 nucleotides long. Its product is annotated as metaxin-1. The record is from RefSeq and is a predicted model, not a curated record. Gene Ontology annotation, biological process: mitochondrion organization. Gene Ontology annotation, cellular component: SAM complex; cytoplasm. Lineage: Eukaryota; Metazoa; Arthropoda; Arachnida; Sarcoptiformes; Pyroglyphidae.
UGUUAUACACGUGACUGGCAAAAUGAAUUCAUGAUUGCAUGGUGAUUGGUUACGAUACACAAUAAACAUUUGAUUGAUCAACAAUGAAUCUCAACGAAUUUCAACUAAAUAUUUUUUCAGGAGAUUUUGGUUUGCCAUCAAUUCACCGUGAUAGUCUGUUGGCAAUUGCCUAUUGUUCAUUGGCAGGAAUCAAACAAAUCAAAAUAAAUCUACGUGAUGACCUGUAUUACAGUAAACUUCCAUCACUUUCCACCGAGUUGAAUGAAAGGAUCGAAGGUGUCCAAAAUGUGAUCGAUUAUUUCGAAACCACUCAAUAUAAUACUGAAUUUGUCAAAAGGAAUGGCCAACAUCAGUUUGAUUUUCUAAGCUAUAAAUGCCUAUUCGAUAGCAGACUAGAACCAUGUUUGCUUUAUCUUCAUUGGUAUGAUGAAGAGAAUUACAAUGAAAAUAUCAGCUGCUGGUAUGCCAAGAAAGCUCCAUUUCCAACAAAUUUUCUUCUUCCUCGAUUAUUACGAAAAGAAUAUAUUGGCAAAUUAGAGAAAAGGUUUCCAAUCAAAAUACUCGAAGACGAUAAUCGUGCUAAAUUGAUUGAGAAAAAAGUGAUUGCUGACGCUAUUCUAUGUUUGAAUUCUUUGUCCACCAGACUUGAGAAUCGUCCAUAUUUAUUCGGUUCGAAACCCACUAAAAUUGAUGCCUAUCUUUACACAUAUCUGGCUUUGUUGUCACGAUUACCAGUUAAAAAAGAAAUGAUACGUGCCCAUAUACGUUCAUCACCACAUCUGCAACAAUAUUUGAAUCGAAUCGAUCAGAUGGAUUAUCUUAAACAAUUUUCUGCCAAUUCGAAUGGCGUAUCAUCACCAUCUGCUAAUGAUAUUAUCCACCAUGAUAGCUAUUUGACCAUUAAAUGGACAGAUGUAUUGUUUUCCGGUGCAAUUGCCGCAAUGCUCAUGGUUUACUAUGCAUUCUCGAUUGGAAUCAUUUCAACAUCUGACCAAAAUGAUGAUGACGAUGAAGGUGAAGAAUUGCAGCAACAAGAACAACAACAAGAACAACAAAAAUCUGAAAAUUAGUUUUCGAAAAUAAAUUGUAUUGUAUAGCAUUUUUAGUGUUUUAUAUUGAAUAAAUGAAUGAUUAAAAGAAAAAUGUUUGAGAAAAGAGA